Gymnodraco acuticeps is the source of this 3307-nucleotide messenger RNA. RefSeq names its product repulsive guidance molecule BMP co-receptor b (gene rgmb). Lineage: Eukaryota; Metazoa; Chordata; Actinopteri; Perciformes; Bathydraconidae. The record is from RefSeq and is a predicted model, not a curated record. Gene Ontology annotation, cellular component: plasma membrane. Gene Ontology annotation, biological process: BMP signaling pathway. Bases 395 to 1789 code for a protein of 464 amino acids. The transcript has 3 exons. Gene Ontology annotation, molecular function: coreceptor activity.
AGGAGAAACCCCGGCCUGGUGAGGAAGAGUGAUGUGAUUUUGCGUGUUUGGGACGAGAGGAGAGCACAGAGUGAUCUCAAUCCUGGCGAAAGUCCGACCGUGAAGGGAGCGCACUUAAAUCACGUGGGUGUGUUGGGUUAGUGCCGGACAAAACGUAAAACUAUCGUCGGAGUGACUUCUCUUGCACUUUGAUUUCUUCCUGCCUUUCGACCCCCUCCGCCCUGCAUUCCGCGGAGCAGCUGUGUUUUCAUGCGCACCCGAGGAGGAGAGGAAGGAGAGCAAAGUGAGGCAGAAGAGGCAGAAGAAGAAGUAGAAGUGAGAAGGCCUGGACACCACCCCUCCUCGCCUUUCGGAAGACUGUCCACUCUCCCCUCCUGGCCCUGCAUGGACGGGGAUGGGGAGAGCCGGAUGCUGUUGCCGCGGGGCUGAGCGCCUCGUCUCCGCGUCUCUGGUGCGCCGCUUCCGGCCACUGCUGCUGCUGAUCAUCGCUGUCUGCUGCGGUGCUCAACUAGGUGAGUGCCAGGUGGCCACCCCUCAUUGCCAUAUCCAGAAGUGCAACACCGACUUUGUGUCUCUGACCUAUCACCUGUCUCCGGCAGUGGAUGGCAUUCACACUGAGUUCUGCAAGGCUUUACGUUCAUACUCGGCCUGCACCCAGAAGACAGCCAAGUCCUGCCGGGGGGACCUGAUCUUCCACGCGGCCAUGCUGGGCAUCUCCGACCUCAUGAGCCAGAGGAACUGCUCCAGAGACGGGCCCACGUCCUCCACGCUCCCUGAGGUCCAACACGAGCCCUGCAACUACCACAGUCGCACCCAGCACGCACACACACACUCCCACACACACGCCCACGGCCAUGUCCACACUCGGCCUGUCUACCUGUUCUGCGGGCUGUUCGGGGACCCACACCUGAGGACGUUUAAGGACAGCUUCCAGACAUGCAAGGUGCAGGGGGCGUGGCCUCUAAUCGAUAACGACUAUCUGUCAGUACAGGUCACUAAUGUCCCCGUGGUACCUGGCUCCAGCGCCACAGCAACCAAUAAGAUCACCAUCAUCUUCAAGCCCUAUGAGGGGUGCACAGACCAGAGGGUCUACCAGGCCGUCACAGACAACCUCCCGGCUGCAUUUGAUGAUGGUACGGUGAGCAGCGGAGAGCCCAUCCACAUGUCUGUCGGUACAAAAGGUGCCACUGGGAAGGUGCGGGCGCUGUGGAUCUCUGAGCGCAGCCCGGGGAACCAUGUGGAGCUGCACGCCGGCUACAUCGGUGUGACUGUGAUCGUGCGCCAGCUGGGCCGCUACCUCACCAUGGCAGUGCGGAUCCCGGAGGAGCUGGCUCAGGCCUAUGACUCCACCCAGGACCUGCAGCUCUGCCUGAACGGCUGCCCCGGGGGAGAGCGCAUCGACAAGGCGGGGCACCUCCCCCUGCCCCUCUCCCCUCCGCCGCUCGGCCUGCAGCUACGCCGACCCAGCUACUCCUCACAGACACAAGCAUCCCCCUACGGUGCCGCGCAGGUUUUUAGUGUGGAGGGGGCCAAGCAACGCUGCAGGGAGCAGCUAGAGGUGCAGGACAUUUACUUCCACUCCUGUGUGUUUGAUCUCCUCACCACCGGGGAUGCUAACUUCACAGUGGCGGCGUACAGUGCCCAGAAGGACAUGGAGAGUCUCCACCCUCACCAGGAUAAAUGGAGGAUCUACCCCCGCGGCUCGGCCCACUCCACCUUACACUCUGAUUCUCAACAUAUCAAACAACUGGCUGUGCUCUUGCUGUGUUUCCUGAGUGUGGCGAUGUGAGAGCAAAGCAGGAAGUUUGUUUAUGUGUGUGCACUAGAGAGAGUUUGGGAAGUUUUUAGCUAAGGCACUGAUACUGAGCACUGACGCCUCUCUCAUGUAAAGAGGAAACAGCUGGACGGUUACUGGGAACUCGAGUUUUUGGCCAAAAAAUACUGGCAACACUAACUUGACAUACCUGGCAGAGUCAGCCUACUGGGUAGUAACUCAAGAGUUGUGAUGAUGGCUUUCACAAUCUGUCUUUAUCUUUGGAUAAGACGCCUGACAAUGACACAAACAUGUGUGGGUGAAUAGAGUGUGUGGAUAUACACUCCAAACUGUAAAUAGCUUGUCUUCAGUGCACAGUGUAAUGGCGUAGAGUUGUUUUUGUGUCAUUUGUUGUGAUUAUUCUUUGAUACCUCAGACAGAGGAUGUUUGUUUUAAACAGAAGCACUUUAUUUCGUUUUAUUCCUAUAAAUCCACAUCAGUGUUUUUCCUCUCUCUCUCUCUCUUGCUAUCCUCCACCAAUCCUCAAUGGCUCAAGUUUUGGAGACCAUCUGUAAUAUACAUUUUGAUCAUUUCAAAGUACGUCUUUUAAAUUCAAGGAGCUGCCAUUUUAUUGAUAUCCAUAAUUCUUCCAGUAGCUGAUUUGACUCAGCAUCUCAUUUUAAUGCGAGUCGGUCAAUGUGAGUUGUUCUCUUUUGAAUGUAUUAUGAAUAUUGUCACAGCAAAUGCCAUCAGUACAAUUCUGUUGCCGUUUGAAUUUGUUGUUUUUCCUCAAUCCUGAUUUCAAAUAUCUGGAGUGAAAGUGUGUGUGAGAGUGGCUGUGUUGUUUUUUACCAGUUGGUGACAUGCUUGGAUGUGCUUGUUUUAUUCCCACCAUUUUGACUAAAGGCUGUGACAGUACGGGCUCAUGUAUGUUGCUCUUCGUAUCUUUGUUGUGUUAAUUUGAGCCAAAGACAGAUAUUGUAUGUUUAUGUACAAAGGAGAUCAUAGCUCACCACCAAACCAGCACCGUUAUCUUUGUCACACUCUUUUUUAAAGUUGCUACUGUAGAUUGUUUUUGAUGAGCUGAUCCUUCCUGGGAUAAGUGUAAGAUACUGGAGUGUAGAAAAAACACUGCAAACCACACUCACUGCUGAGACAUGUGCUUCAGCAGUGUGUUGUGGGAAAUGUAUGCCAUUUCAAACCUGAUAGAAAUGAUGGCAAUAAUCAGCUUAAUCUCAGUUCUUGGCAAUGUAAUCUCUUACAUCGCGUGUGAGUGUCAGUUUGGUGAAGAGCGACUGGUCAGUGUUGAAAUACUUAACUUAUUUAUGAACGUAGUGUCCUGUAGAGGAAGUUAAGCUCCAUAUUCUUGCUGUUGGAUAAUAAUUUAAAAAAAAUGUCAGAUGUGAUUGUACUGCCACUUAGUGGUGCUCUGUUGCUAUGUCAGUGUGUUACUUAAGGCGCUCAAAAAACAAAAACAGAAAAAAAACAUGGAGAAAAAAACUGUGUGCAAGUGUUUUAUUUCAAAAACAAUAAAGUCAAAAUGGUUCAAGUUUA